AAAGAAAAUUAAAAAAAAAUGAAAAGAACCGUCGACGAUAGAGUAGGUUCCUUGCUCUGCGAGCCUGUGGACAACAGACAGAAGGGGUUCCUAGUGUUCGGAACGUAGAGAAUUGACAAAGAAGAGACCCGUCUCUCAGUUUUCAGGUGUGGGAUAGAUGGCGUGGCUCUUGAUUAUCAUAUCAGUUGUUUUAGUUUGGGUAGCUUCUCUAUGUAAAACUCGCCAAGCAUCAUUCUCGCCAUCCAAGACUGUAUUCUUGAAUAAUGGAGAGGCUCUUCAAAAGAGAAAUGUCUUGCUGGUUAUUGCCCAUCCUGAUGAUGAGUCUAUGUUCUUUUCUCCAACAAUAACUUUCCUGAAUUCAAGGGGGCAUAAUCUUCAUUUAUUAUGCAUGUCAACUGGCAAUGCAGAUGGCAUGGGAAAUAUUAGAAAAGAAGAGCUCUACCAGGCUAGUGCAAUUCUGAAGGUUCCACUUCAACAAGUGAAGAUCCUGGACCACCCAGAUUUCCAGGAUGGUUUUGGGAAAGUGUGGAAUCAUGCUUUACUGGCAAAGAUCAUUGAAGAGGAAGUUAUUUCUCAUGCCAUUGACACAAUAAUUACUUUCGAUGAUUAUGGUGUUUCAGGCCAUUGCAAUCAUAUUGACGUGCAUCGAGGGUUAUGCAGGAUGCUCUUACAUGAUACUUCAGAGAGAAAUAUUGAAGCAUGGGAACUUGUCAGUACAAACAUAUUACGCAAGUAUAGUGGACCAAUUGAUAUCUGGUUGUCCAUCUUAUCUUCCAUGCGUUACCCAAGUGAAAAUAUGCAUUGCUUGCUUAACGAGAAUCCUCAUAAAAGCUUUCUAGCAAUGGCCCAACACCGGAGCCAAUGGGUUUGGUUCCGGAAGCUUUUUGUAUCAUUUUCCAGUUAUACUUACGUGAACAGGCUUAGAAAGAUCAAAGCUCACAAUCCGGUGUUAUGAGAGCUUGAAGACCACAAUUUGUCCACCUACUGGUCACAUCAAAUAACUUGCAAGCAAACAAGGUAUUACACAUAUCCUGACUGCAUUGUAUUUUUGCAGCAAAAAGCUUUUUCCCACUGGAUUGCUACUUGCUUGGGAUUUGUAUAGGGAUCAAGUGCAGGACUAACACAAGGCGUUGAAGAGUAGUAGGAUAGCAAGUAGUUCUUGUUGAUGUGAUUGAAUUUUAUGUUUGAAUAGUUGUAUUUUAUAAACAUUUUUAUUCAAAAUAA
Vitis riparia (riverbank grape) is the source of this 1224-nucleotide messenger RNA. Its product is annotated as N-acetylglucosaminyl-phosphatidylinositol de-N-acetylase. Gene Ontology annotation, biological process: GPI anchor biosynthetic process. Gene Ontology annotation, molecular function: N-acetylglucosaminylphosphatidylinositol deacetylase activity. The transcript has 12 exons. NCBI's taxonomy places the organism in Eukaryota, Viridiplantae, Streptophyta, Magnoliopsida, Vitales, Vitaceae. The record is from RefSeq and is a predicted model, not a curated record. Bases 158 to 955 code for a protein of 265 amino acids. Gene Ontology annotation, cellular component: endoplasmic reticulum.